AUGGCAGAACUGGGAUCCGUGAAGCGCUUUGUCGCUGAUCCGCCAGAAGCAGAGCCCGAGAGGAAGCGCCGUCGCAUCCCUCUACAACAAGUAGUGCGAGAGCUACAAGCAGCUGGGCUGUCCCAGCCUGCACUGAAGUUCGUGCAGGAAGUGGACAAGCGGAGGAGGCUUGAGGGCCCUGAGCUCACGAUGCUGAAGCGUGAUGCGCAGGAGUUGCCCGUGAUGGACGCGACAAAGAGACGACGGAUAUUCUCACAGCAAGUGCCCGUCCUGAACGUUUCGAAAUGCCGCGUUGCUGAGGAGCUGACACCACAGAGUGGCGCCAUCGUUCCCUUCAAGCGCCCUCAUCAGUUCCAGCCAGUCCAGAGCACAAAUGCUAGUGUACAGCUGCUUUUAUCGGGUGUGACUGGACUUACACAGUUGACCAUGGACUGCCACGGAACCAUCUUCGAGGUCUAUGACCACGGCUUCAUGCUGACGGAACUGCCGAGGGGUUGGCAGCCCAUUGUGAACUCGUCGGGUCGACUGGCGAGGGUCGCCAAGGUCGCAUUGGACCCUCACGGCACCGCAUACUUCUUGUCUGAGGAAGGUGAGCUGUUGAUGAUGGUGUCUGCCGUGCGAUAUUUGGAGCGAGCAAGCUCCAGCGACGAGGAGUUGAAGCUAGAGUUUGUUGACAAGACAAAACUUCCUGCUGAUGUUCGUUUAGACCUUGACCUGGACGAGAAUUUCAGCCCGUCCACCUUUGCACCGUCACCAGCAGAGAUGGCCACGGAUGACGAGGCAGACAGCAUUGGCGGCAAACGCUGUGCUCGUGCGAGAUGUCCAGCGCUGACAGCUUUAAUUCCUGACCACAUCAUCAGGUCCACGCACUCCGUGAGCCUCAACCAGCGCGAUGCCUUCGCUGACAGAACCUGUGUGAAAGAUGCUCCAGAGUACUUCACUCCGAACCAGAGAGCAAUCGGUCGUGCAGUGGCGUUCCUGACUACCAUCGUGCUCAUUGUGCAAGAUUUCCUCCUGAACAGACGUAUCUUCGACAUCAUUCACGAUGAUUCGCCGGUCACCAAUGCCAUCCGCAAGUGGGGCCGUGUACAGUUGCUGGCUAUGCAGAGCGGAUCAUCGGAAGGAGUUGUGCGAGAAAUCGUUCAGAGCAUGGGCCCAGACUUCGUCAACUUCAUACUUUGCAGGAGUUUUCUCAGCUUCUUCCCUUCUCUCCUGCAGCAGUUGAUGCUGCCUGAAGCCCCUCCUCUCGGAGCUGAUGAGGGCGUCUCGGCAGGUAAGUCCAAGUCGGGCCUUGCCAGGCCAGCUGCCAGAUCUGAUGCUUGGCCUCAAGAGGAUGGGCGCGAGGGCGCACCUCCAAUCUCUUGGAUUUUGCGCUUCCUCCAGCAGAGGAAUGAGGCCAAGAUGCAGAAAGUCACAGAGCCCGAGCUUCUCCCGCUUGUGGUUCCGAACAUGCUCGCUGCCCUUACAGAGCGAUCGAGGACAUUUGCUCACUCGUUGCUGCACAAGCUCAAGGUAUGUGCUGCCGCAGCUGGAGCUGGCUGUGUGGUGUACGCUGCAACGCUUUUCCGCGGCUUCGGCAAGAAGGCCUUGCUUGAGAGUCUGGCCUCGGGGGGGCUGGGCGUCCUGGUGAAAGACGGGGAGGAGAGCCGAAAGAAGGCUCGUCUGGCGGCGGUCCUGGGCCUGCUCAGUGCAGGCGGUGCAAUCGUGGUCGGGAUGUCCUUCGAGCGCUUCAACCGUCGUCCGAAGGACCCCAGGAGUCUUCAGCCAUCGACAGAUCGGCCUUUCGAGCCCGAGCGCGAAGCAUCUCCUCCAAGCUCAGAGGUGUUCUGA
Molecule: messenger RNA, 1830 nt
Organism: Symbiodinium necroappetens
Lineage: Eukaryota; Dinophyceae; Suessiales; Symbiodiniaceae
Source: the annotation of a GenBank genome assembly